Molecule: messenger RNA, 519 nt
Organism: Lachancea mirantina
Lineage: Eukaryota; Fungi; Ascomycota; Saccharomycetes; Saccharomycetales; Saccharomycetaceae
Source: the annotation of a GenBank genome assembly
AUGAGCAGUCAGUCGCAGGUUUUGGAGAAUUUCGUUAAAAGGCUUCUGGCGUCGCUGGACGAAACUAAUCCACAAGAGCUGGCCAAAGUGCUGCAGCUGGUAAACCCGACGAGCUGCAAGAUCAUUGUCAACUCGACGCCGUUUGCACAACCAGGAGCGUUCUUGGAACUGUGGCAGAGUUCGGUGGUGCAGACCCAGCACGUGAUCACGGGCAUGGACUAUCACGUGAUCCCAGGCACCGGGACACUGAUAUGCAGUAUGAGCGGGAAAGUAAGAUUCGACGAAAGCGGGAGGGACAAAACGGGCAUGGAUGCAGUGGUUCCGGGUGCCGCGGGCAAUACGGGCACCACGGGUGCGGGCCCCAGCGCGAAGCCCAGACCUCUUUGGGGACCGUAUUUCGGUGUAUCGCUGCAGCUCGUACUAGAUGACCGCGUUCUGGCCAACGAUUUCAACGCCGUGAUGUCCAGUCUCAACUACACGAUGGUCUACGCGCCGGACGACUCGCUGAUGGACCUGUGA